AUGUCGGGGGGAUUAUUUCGAUGUCGCAACGAGCGAAUCCGCUUUGAAAUUGUUUACGAAAGAGACCGGUUUAGGAAGUGGAGCUUACAGUACUGAUAUUGAAGACAAUUAUCACAGCGGAAAAGCAAAAGCGCUUAACAGGCGCAGGAUUUAACACUGAGGAUGGAGGAUGAUGCAGAACUGUUUUAUCGUCAGCUUCCGAAAGUGGAGCUCCAUGCUCACCUCAAUGGCUCUGUGAGUGUCGCAACUAUGAAGCGUCUUAUAGCCCGCAAACCGCAUCUGAACAUCGACCAUAGUAUGACUGCCAUCCUGAAGGGCCAGCGGCGGACACUAGACGAGUGCUUUCAGGUUUUUAAAGUGAUUCAUCAACUUAUUGACACAGAAGAAGACCUCUUAAUGGUUACCAAAUCAGUUAUUCAGGAGUUUGCGGAAGAUGGAGUUAGGUACCUGGAGCUGCGGAGUACGCCUCGGGCUGAUGCAAACACUGGUCUAACAAAGGGAAGGUAUGUGGAAUCCAUCAUUGAAGCCAUCAGGCAGUGUAAGGAGGAGGACGUAGACACGGAGGUCAGGUUCCUGGUGGCAGUAGAUCGAAGGAAUGGGGCUGAGGUUGCCAUGGAGACAGUGAAGCUUGCGGAGGAUUACAUGCUGGCCAGUGACGGUUUGGUUGUCGGCAUGGACCUCAGUGGUGACCCAAAUGUGGGUCAUGGCAAAGACUUCCUGCCUGCCUUGCAGAAGGCCAAAAACUGUGGGCUGAAGUUGGCUCUGCACAUGUCUGAGGUUCCCUCCCAGACGGAGGAGUCGGAGCUGCUGCUGACCCUCCCCCCUGACAGGAUUGGCCAUGGAACUUUCCUACACCCAGAAGUGGGCGGGUCUCAGAGUCUGGUGGACAGAGUCAGAGAAAAAAAUAUUCCUUUGGAGCUGUGCUUAACGUCCAAUGUCAAGGGUCAGACUGUAGAUUCCUACCAGAAGCAUCACUUCCCAUACUGGUAUCAGCUGGGACAUCCCUGCGUGCUCUGUACGGAUGAUAAGGGCGUGUUCAGCACCACCCUCUCCAUGGAGUACCAGCUAGCGGCAUCCACAUUCGGCCUUGACCGCGAGGCAGUGUGGGCGCUCUCCCAGCAGGCCAUUGGCUGCAGCUUCACCACAGACGCCGUCAAGCAGCGGCUGCAACAGAGAUUUAAAGGUACCCCAGUUUGAAUGGAGGCCCAUUGACCCAUGUCAGGCUGAUUAUACAGACCUUCCUGCUCGACCAGUAAGUGGUUGUCUUACCCAUUCUCCCAUACUGUACCUUAAUGGUAAAAUAUUUUGGUGCCUAUUUGGUUCCAUGUUACUGUUCGGAAGAGACAUGACCACAAAUGAUCUGCCAUUUGUUUAUUUUGUACAAGGGUAAACAAUAUUUACCACUCAAGUACCACUGACCCUGCCCCCCCCCCUUGCUACAACAGCACUCACCACCCAAAAACAUCCUCCCGCCAAGCUUCAUUUCCAUUACUGUACUGCCAACACAAACUAUCACAGAACUGAUCUACAUCUGCAUAGAUACCAAAAGGAGAUGCAUGGCCAUUGUUCAGAGAAUUCACAACACAGAAGGCCAACGUGGUAACGCCACAGGCCCUUAGCACAGUGAGCUACUGGUCUACGUUUAACACAUGUAUGAGUCUGACAACAGGAUCUGCACACACAAUGAGUCUCCAUCUUCCUGGAGCUUUAAAAAGCCAUUCAUCAUUCCACCCAUCUCAGUCUUUAAGAUGCUAAUGGAAGAAGUGCAUCAUGUGAUUUUUGAAUUUGAGACCAUUGUACGAUUUCAUGGAAAUCGGCUCUCGUUUCUUGUGUAACACAGUAGCUUGCAUGGAGUCACAUUAGCCAUAUAAACAAAAUUAUAGCAUAAACUGGCUAGUACCAAUCUGGAAGUUGGUGGUUGAUGUGCUGGUCACUCCAGUUCACGUUUGUGUUCCUGCAGCUUUGCCCCUCUCCUCCAUGGUAGCACAGUGGAAGCCGCGAGUUCCAUCGGGCCCACGGGGCAGUCGUAGAACACCCAAGGGCAGUCCAUCUGCGUUCUGGAUCUUGCGCCCAAGCAUGGGGCUGCCCACUGGGCUGCUCUCCUGGGAGGCAACUUGGCGUCGCCGCUGUACCCAGGGGCUACCCGAGGGAGUCAGGCUGCUGUCGGAGGAGUAGUCUGCCCUGCGCUGGCCAGACUCGGGGCUCAGUCGGCCCUCGCUGGCCAGAGGUGACUUGCAAGGGUGUGGAGACUUGCGUAGGGAACUUGGGCUGGCACGGGGACUUGACCAGGGGCUGGACCAUGGGGACACUGCUGGGCUCAGGUGGUUGUUCUGGUGGUAGCAGGAACCCGCUGCUGGGGGGCUCAGUUUAUUCUUCGGCUGGACUUUGCGGCUGAAGCGAGGGGAGGUGGGAUUGCUUUCCGUUUCAGAGGAGCUACACGCAGAAUCCUCUGCCUGAUACUGCAGCUCCCGCACACGGCUGUUCAAGGAGCGGCUCUUUGACGUCCCAUUGGCCUCCUGUGGUUUGUCCUUGGGCAGCUUCUUCUUGGGUGGCUUGGUACCAAUCAGGAUGACCUUCACGCCGAGUGGGCCAGCCACUCCAUCCCCACAACCCAUAGCCUCACUGGCUUUGAUCGCGGCUUCCACCUCCUCGAACUCCACGAUGGCGCACUCCUCAGUGCUGAGCUGCGUGUAGCGGCCACUCAGCUUCUUCAGGUCCACGGGCAGAUCCUUCCCAGGCUUCAGCACCCGCACAGAAGCUAUGGAGCCAUACGCCCCAAAGGCCUUGAGCAGGAGCUCCAUGAGAUAUUCUUGCUGCGUUGAACCAGCUCCCACUCCAUCUCCCUCACCCGAGCUGCCCUGUAAGGCCAGGCCCAGCUCCGGCCAACGCUGCAGCUCACUAAGCAGCAGCAUGCGGCUCGGCAGACUCUCGCUGGCAAACACGGGGACGGCAGAGCGCCGCCGCACCUUGCGCCCCUCCUCGUUCAGCUCCAGCACGGUGGACUGGCGCAGUGCGCAGGCUGUCGUCCGCCAGUCUCGAGUUAAGUGCUUCACCUGGCAAUAAUCAAAAGAUCAGAGAUCAUUCAAGGCUCCAAUUUGGUAAUUUAAGUGCUCAUUCCAGAUUCAUACCAUUAUUAAAAAGCUACUCAAUGGCAAAAGUACAUUAGAUUUGCUUUAGGUUCCACCACUAUUGUUGUACAAGAUGUUCUAGCUUUUCCCCCCCAUUGUGCCCAAAUAAUUCUGCUUCAGUCCCAUGACAAUGAGCCAAGACCACAUUUUCACAUACAAUGUAGGCAGUACCAAGUUUAAAACCCUGGCACAGCUAAAGUUGGACUACAGAAAUGCACUGAUGUACAUUAACUAUUAUGCAAUUCUGUACCUUGGUACUGUAGACUUAGAACCCUAAUUGGCCUGGGGGGGUUGAGGGAUUCACCUAUCAUUUUGGGGCUGUGAAUGGUUUGGGAACCCAUGAUGUAAAUAUGCAGACGCUGGGUACCUUCUUGAAGGAUGUGAGCAACUUUAUGCUAACAUAGCCCAGCUUGUUCCGCCGGAUGUGCUUGAGCAGGAAGGCGUCAUGCUCGAGGUUCUCGUCGGACAGGUAGUACUCGAUCUGGGCCACCAGCUUCUGGGAGAGCUCGGGGUGUGGUGGCUGCCAGCUCUCCUCCUCAGCUUCCCCACCACUUGUUCCUGCUCCGCUGAGUAAAAAGGACAGUUUCACCCAUUGUAUUUGUUACUCAUGCCCACUGUUACAAAGCCAAGCUGUUGUAUAUAUGCAACUGGACUAAAGUGUUUCUGUAUUGGAACUGAAGAAAUCUUCAGAUGUUAUUCAACGCAACUUGCAGCUACCAAUCUCUGAAGAUGGAUUGGUGGAAAGUCAGGGCUACCAAAACUACUUGAUAUAAGUUGCAGUAUCACUCCAUUAGCAUACCAGCAAUUUGGUUACAAGCAGCAAAAAGAAUCUAGUGUCACUGCAAUCCUGACAGUCAACUCCCCAAACAGCACAGCAUAAAGGGUGCUGCAAUAGUGCCUGUCCAUUAAGGAAUUGCAGAUACCUUACCGAUAACUGCAGAUAACUGAUUGCAAGCUGUUUUUUUUUAAUAAAAGUGCUCACGAAUGAAAACUGGCAUUGGUGAAGGUAACACCUCCAGGAGUAAAUCAGGGAACGUUCCAUUUUACCCGAAUUCCAUAAUGAAAAACCAAAAGCCAUUAGUAAGUGGAACAGCGGAGUUUUAGUGAUCUCUGUCUAGGCUAAUCGACUUUAAAGAAUAACCCAAACAUUCGUAUGGUUAACUGCACAAAAGUAGUAAAGCAAAACACGUAUGACGCUGGAUCAUAUCGGCAACAGGUCUAGGUAAAGAAGCCGUUCCCGAAUUGACACGCCGCUAGAAUGACCUGCGUCAGUGACGCGAAGGUGACAAUACAAGGGCGUGCUGGUGAUAUGACACGAUAUGAGGUCACGUCACAUCUUCUUAAUAUUAAGGAAUGUUACAAUAUAGCUCCAUUAAAAACGUUUAGAAAUGUAAACACGGAUUUAAAUAUACUUGUAAUAAAAUUAGUUACCUUGA
Molecule: messenger RNA, 4564 nt
Organism: Brienomyrus brachyistius
Lineage: Eukaryota; Metazoa; Chordata; Actinopteri; Osteoglossiformes; Mormyridae
Gene: mapda
Product: adenosine deaminase-like
Exons: 11
Coding region: 163-1197 (344 amino acids)
Biological process (GO): adenosine catabolic process; inosine biosynthetic process
Molecular function (GO): adenosine deaminase activity
Source: RefSeq, a predicted model, not a curated record